AUGGACGAUUCCAUUGAAGAUAUUGAUAAAAAGGAAGAUACCACCGCUGAAGAACAAAACACGGAUAUAGAUUUCGUUUACAAUGAUGCUGAUGAAUACAGUGUAGAAAUUUCUGAAUUAUACAGUUAUUCUGAGGAUGAAGAGUUUCAGAUGAAUCGUAAUCACUUCGAAAGUUACUUAAGAAGAAAUGGUAAAUUUCCAGUUCAUGCUAAAUGGUUUGAAAUCAGCAGCGCCGAACGUCAUUCAUGCAUUCAAAGACUGUUGGAUGAUUUAGAAUCGAAAGAUUAUUUCUUGCGUCUAGCGGCUAAGCGAUCACUAUUAUACUUAUUACAGGGAAAUUUUGGCGAUUGUGAAUUGGAAGAGGAUCAAAUAACUUGGGCUAGGCGUAAUGUUUAUUUAUUCAUUGAAACAGGCGUAUUCCAUGCUGUUACACAAUUACUACUGUAUGAGAUUGAUUAUGAUUCAUGGGCUACAAACUUGACAGGAGGUGGUGGUAGUGGUAACGCAACUAGUGCUGGUAAUGAAUCAGCCAAAACAGAUAAAAAACAAACCUCUCAAGUUACUUCAACUCGACGAUUAGAAAUUGACCCAGACGACAGUGAACUUUUUCGUAUAACACUUUCUAUCUUAUACAUUAUGGUGGAAACUGUACGUGAUGAAAUGCUGAAAGAUCGUGCUCAGCAGCAGCAGUCUAGUUCAUUCAUAAAUGGGCGAGAUACACCACCAGAACAAUUUGUUGAAGAUUUAGUUGCACCUAUUGGAAACGAUGGUAAUCUAACGCUGGCUAUUGUUCUUUUUGACAUGGUUCAUAGUUUCUGUAGUGGUGAUAACCCAUACUUCCCAAUGAAAAAAGUUUUACUACUACUUUGGAAAAUCUUACUGGUAACUUUGGGUCCUGUAACCAGUUUAUUCACACGUAAAAAUCAAGCACGUGCUCGUUAUGGACUACCACCACUUGUUGAGGAUUCUACACAAGUAAUUCGUAGGGUUCGUGCUAAUAGCCCUCCAGCGAUAUCAACGGAUCAAUUACUUGCUAGAAUACCUCGUAAUAAUAACCGGCAUCCAGUAUUUAGUCAGUCAAAUCAAGCUCCUCGACAAGGUUGUCUAGCUGGUGGUCGUGCAGCAUUUGAGCAGCAGCAACAACAACAACAACAAAAGCAAUCUGUAGUGACAACAGUAACAUUUCCAUUCUCUGCUGAUUCUUCCAAAUCACCAUCAUCGUCGUCUGUCACUAACAACAAUCAAUUAGCAGAAUCCAUUUCAACGUCGGAAAGAAUUACUUCUGGGUUUGAUACGCCUCGACCACGUUCCCCUGUAUCAUCAAAUGACGAGAAUAAUAGUAGUAGUAAUUUGGACUUAAGUCAGUUAAGAUUUGAGUCUUCUGAAAUAGCUUCAUCAUCAUCCGAUUUAAAUCAGUCGAAUACCAAUUCUCAAGUAGUCCUACCCGGAUUAUCAAAUUUGUACAUUCAUGAAAAAAGUCUGCCAUGGAAACCAAAAGUGAAAAAGAAAGAUAUAGAGACAUUCUUGAAUAAUGUCCGCCAAAAGUUUGUCGGUUUCCAAGUGCCGAAUGAUACAGUCUCUUUGGCUGGUCUACCUGAGCCAAUUCAUGAAGCUGUGCGUGUGAUGCGUGAGCAUCUUUACAUUUCAUUGGGAGAAAUACAAAUAGAAAGAGAAAAUAUAAUAGCUCAAAAUCCUUUGUCUAUGUCAGGCGAGUCGUUGCCAGAUACACCAGCUGAACGACUCUAUCGAGCUAUGUAUCCUUUACUGCCACAAUAUAUGAUUGCUUUACUGAAAAUUCUUUUGGCUGCCAGUCCGACAACAUAUACUGAUAGUGAGACGAUAAACAUUAUGGGCGAAGCCGUAACUGAUGCAUACCCAACAUAUCCAGUUUCAACAGCAAUAUAUAAUGUUGAUCGUGAUCGUCAUAAAGAGAUUAUUGUUAAAGCUAUAUCUGGAAUAUUAUUAUUGCUAUUGAAACAAUUUAAACUGAAUCAUAUUUAUCAAGGAAUCAAUAAUGAUGUGUGUAGAAUAUGGGAUGUAAAAUGA
Messenger RNA from Heterobilharzia americana, 2046 nucleotides. The record is from the annotation of a GenBank genome assembly. Lineage: Eukaryota; Metazoa; Platyhelminthes; Trematoda; Strigeidida; Schistosomatidae.